Molecule: messenger RNA, 763 nt
Organism: Cylicocyclus nassatus
Lineage: Eukaryota; Metazoa; Nematoda; Chromadorea; Rhabditida; Strongylidae
Source: the annotation of a GenBank genome assembly
UGAUCUUUGACACAUUUAGAUGCCAAGCGACUUGGGAACAUGGUUCAGGACCAUCCCUAUAGUAACCAGGUACUGGUUCGCUCUUUCUGUCGUCAUUCCUUUACUCGGAAGGUUUGGCCUUAUCAACCCAUUAUGGAUGUAUCUUGAUUGGGAUCUUUUCGUCCAUCGGUUUCAUUUCUGGCGACCGCUGACAGCUUUGAUAUUCUAUCCGGUUUCACCUCAAACCGGUUUUCACUGGCUACUGAUGUUGUAUUUUUUGUAUAAUUACUCAAAAAAUCUGGAGUCUGGAGUGUUCUCAGGACGUCCAGCUGACUACCUCUACAUGUUGAUUUUUAAUUGGCUGAUUUGUUCGGGAAUAUGCAUGGCAGCUGGUGUGUAUUUUUUGCUUGAACCUAUGGUACUCAGCGUUUUGUACGUUUGGUGUCAACUCAACAAAGAUACGAUUGUUUCUUUCUGGUUUGGAACACAGUUCAAAGCCAUGUAUCUUCCAUGGAUUUUAUGUGCGUUCAAUGCCAUCCUACGAGGAGGUGGCAUGAACGAGCUCCUUGGCAUUCUGGUUGGACACACCUACUACUUCUUGGCCUUUGACUACCCACUUCAACAUGGUGGAUCACAGUUCCUUCGUACCCCUCAGUUCCUCUACAAUCUUCUGCCAAAUGAGGAAGGAGUCGCUGUUGUGCAUAGAGGUCAAGUCAUGAUCAUAUCGAAUGAUAUGAGAUGCUAUCACAUUUGGUGUCAAAAGUAUGGGUUGAGCAGUAAGUAG